Asterias rubens (European starfish) is the source of this 3488-nucleotide messenger RNA. RefSeq lists its product as uncharacterized. The coding region runs from base 135 to 3170 and encodes 1011 amino acids. The transcript is spliced from 29 exons. NCBI's taxonomy places the organism in Eukaryota, Metazoa, Echinodermata, Asteroidea, Forcipulatida, Asteriidae. The record is from RefSeq and is a predicted model, not a curated record.
ACGACGUCUGCUAACAAUAAAAUAAAAACAGCAGAUGGCAGGAUGGCAAUGAAAAUGAAAUCUCUCUUUUUAGCGCUGGCUAGCUGGUGAAAAGUGAAGCUGCUGCUACCUGAGUAGGCGUGAUAGUUGUCACCAUGUUAAUCUGCUGGUGGUUUACUCUGUUUGUCGUUGUGUUUGGGGGAAAUUGGAUGUCUGUAUGUUGCAAGAAAAAGAAAGAACUUAUUCAGAAAUCUUCUCUACAACUUCUGGAGAAAGAAUCCAAGACUGUUGACGUAAACAGUUGCAAAAGUACACAUGCGGAUUCCAUCACGAAACAGAGGAUCAACGACGUGGUAGACAAGAGGAGAGCCUGUCUGAUCAAAUCUCUCAACUCAAACCCUGAUAAUGGCUGGGCAUGGUCUGAACUGGGCACUCUCUAUACCCCAAAGAAGGAGAACACAAGGGCAAGCACUUGCUUCAAGCAAGCGGCCAAGCUGACAGGGAAAGUUUCAUCAUUCAUAGACACCUGGCAUUACAUAGGUCCGUUUGUAAUUGGCAAGAUAGAGGUAGAUGGAGACCCAAUUGAGGCUUAUGGAGGUAUCACUGUCGCAGCCAGACAGAGAUUUAACAAAAAAGCCAGAUACUUCUCAGAGUUAGUUCCUGGAGGUGAAACAAGCUGGAAGACGUAUCGGCAAAAGAAUGCUGAUGAUUUCUUGCGAAUUACUCCAGAUGUCAAUCUCAAUGAUCUAGUGACAUCUCUGGGUUCCUUGGCUAUAACAGAAUGGCAGGGCUGGGUUGUUGGAGAGUUUGCAGUCAAUUCUAAAGAUGAAGACAUCCUUGUGCAGUGUCUUGGUGUGCAUACUAUCUUUAUCGAUGAUGUGGCUAUUGUGACAGAUGUAUACAGGAGAGACCAAUUCUGGUGGAGUGUUUCACUAGCUCCAGGAAUCCAUACACUUUACAUCAGACUCAGAGCAAAACAAACACAGGUUUUUAAAUGCAGCUUCAAAUUAGCUGGUGCAAACAAGUUUGAAGUCCACAGUCCCGCAAUGUUACCAGACCUUGUUGAUGGAAACGUAUUUGGCAACGUCAUUUCAAUACCUGUCACUAAUUUACAAUCUACAAAAUGGCUAAGAAAUAUCAGGGUCACCAUGAUUAGUCAGAAGCAAAGUCAACCUGCUAUAGAGCUGAUACAUAAAGAGUCUGGGUUUCAAACGAACAUAGCUCCCGGCCAAACACUACCUGUCGUAAUAGGCUUCAAGCAUCGUGAAGAUUAUAAAGUGAAAGACUGCAAAGAGACAGUGUUACCUUUGGAGGUAUCUUCAGCAGGGAGUGGUUCUCAACCGAUUAGCGUAACUCUGAGAUGUCGGAAGGCAGCUGAGUCAUUCAUUUUCACAUUCAUUGACCAUGAUGGAUCGAUACAACAUGCGGCCGCAAUCCUUCCUUUGAUGGACUGUCCUGGUGCGAUGUGCCCGGUUUUGCUUACUCUCCAUGGGACAGGGGUUGGAGCUCAAAAUCAAGCCGACAGUUAUAAACAGAUGCAAGAUGGCAACUGGAUCUUUGGACUUGAGAAUGCAUGGGUCUUGGCUCCAACACGACAUGGUGCUCACAAUUGGGAAGGGCCAGGGGCUCUUACUGCGAUGACUUCAUUGCAAACUCUUCAGCAAAUGACCAGGGAUGCACCAUGGAUCCCAAACAAAGCAGAUGCGUACAGCGUCCUCUUUGCAGGUCAUUCUAUGGGAGGUCAUGGAGCAUGGCAUUUAGCCACCCACUACCCUGACCGGGCCCUUGCUGUGAUCUCAUUGGCUGGAUGGAUUAAGAAGGAAGAAUAUGGGGACAGCAAUGUAUUUUUCCGACAUGACUUGAGUACCAGCCAUACUGACCCUGCAGUCAAAGCAAUCUUGGAGGCUUGUAUUGCAGAAAAUGAUGCUGAUAGACACGUCUCUAAUCUAAAGGGUAUUCCAGUUUUAGCAAGAGUGGGCGCCAAUGACAGAACAGUUCAUCCGUAUUUCGUAAGGCGUAUGGUUCGUCUCUUGAAAGAAACAAAAGGGAAUGUUACGUACAGUGAGCUGCCAGGCAAAGAGCAUUGGUGGUGGGAUACUUGGAAGACAAAUGAUGGAGGUGCUGUCAAUGAUCCCCAGGUCAAUAAUUUUACCAAAAAGGCCGCAAAACGAUUUGAAAAUCGUAGUCCUCCAUUCACUGGGAACUCUGAGACCUGUGACGGUACCUCUUGCCCGACUAGGAACCGAUACAGUCAGUACAGUAUGGAUACAUCAAACGAGGACUUCACUCUCAGUGUGGUCAAUCCAGCAUCCAGCGAGGGGCUGUUUGGGGUACAAGUUUUGCGGCAGCGGGUUCCUUUCAGAUUAAGCACGAUUCGGAUAACAUUGAGAGGCGAGCGUGCCAGCCUAACGACGAGCAAUGUUGAGGCCUUCAAGAUUUCACAAGGAAGCAACCUCUCCCGCCAUUGCAGAGCAGAGACCAUUCAGGUAGAUGACCAACAAUUGGUUCUUGAAUCAGAAGACCCCAAUGAAGACAUUGCAGUGUGUCGCAAUGACCGGGGGUUGUGGCUUGAAUGUGAUCCCGCAGCAGAUAGACAGAGAAGAGUGCUCUCCAAUCUCGGCCCGGCACGAAGAAUCGCUGAGGAUAAAUUUCUCGUUGUAACGGGUACACUGGAUAGAACCAGAAGCGUUGAUCUUCGACAACAGGCAGUAUACGUCGCCAAUCUCUUCUAUAUCACUUCAGAUGCCAUUGCUUCAGUGGUUGAAGACAAACAGCUUAGCGAGGAGGCAUCCAAAAAUUAUAACUUAAUCCUUAUUGGAGGACCUAAGGAGAAUUCAUGGUCGAAUCACUUCCUAGAUAAAGUUCCACUGAGAACGACCGAACGAGGGAUAGAGCUCGGAAAAUGUGUCUUCCAAGCUGAGAGAACCGGAGCGCUCUUCCUGGCCCCUCAUCAGUCCAACAAACUUGCCUUAGUGCUGCUUGGAGCUUCUCUCCAUGGUCUUAAGGAUGUGGUACAGCUUGCUGCCCCAACCAUCCCUCCCAUGACCCGCUCACCGUUUUCCAACCUGAUUCCAGACUACGUUCUGACGGGACCUGAUUUCAGGAGCAUGGGACCCGGCGGCUACCUUUGCACCGGUUUCUGGGGCAACAAGUGGGACUUUAGGCUAGAACUUUCCUCUUGCGUCUGCUAACAGUAACCAUGAUAUGAGAUGGUGUCUGCUCUUUAUGUCGACACUCCCUUACGUUCCCAACCCCCCCCCCCCGACUACUAACUAGGAUUAGGGUUAGUUGUUGGCCAGGAUUAGGGUUAGGAAAAGACACUAGGGGUGUCGGAACAUAGGGUUGACAGAACUUAGGGAUGACAGAACAUAGGGAUGACAUAAUAUAGGGAUGACGGAACAUAUAUGGGGUGCAACCUCCUGAAAACAUUAUGUGGGUGAGUGUAUCCUCUUCAGUCAGAGUUGAUUAUGUCCUCCCCCAAAUAAAAAAAAUAAAUAAAAAUAAAAAAU